AUGGAUGUUAAGAGUGCUUUUCUCAAUGGUGUCAUAAAGAAGAAAUCUAUGUUUCAGGGGUUCGAAGGCCCAUGCAAAACUGAUCAUGUGUAUCGUUUAAACAAAGCUCUCUAUGGGUUAAAACAAGCUCCCCGAGCUUGGUAUGAGAGGUUGACAACUUUUCUAUUAAGUAAAGACUUUGUUAGAGGAAGUGUCGAUAAAACGCUUUUUGUCCAGCAUAAGGGAAAGCAUUUACUUGUAGUUCAAAUUUCCAUGGAUGAUAUUAUUUUUGGGUCUACAUCUCCUGCUCUUGUAAAUGAAUUUUUUGAUUUUAUGCAAAGCAAGUUCGAGAUGAGCAUGAUGGGCGAGCUUACAUUUUUUCUUGGGUUACAAGUACGUCAAUUUGAACAUGGAAUAUUAAUUGUAUCUCAAACUAAGUAUGCCUCCAACUUAGUUAAGAAAUUUGGUCUUGAAUCUGCUAAACACUCUCGUACACCGAUGAGCACUAAUACAAAAUUGUCAAAAGACUUAGAUGGCGUCUCUAUAGAUCAGACUCUUUAUCGUAGCAUGAUUGGUGGUCUCCUCUAUUUGAUUGCAAGCAGGCCUGAUAUUGCCUUUAGUGUUGGAGUCUGUGCUCGUUCCCAAGCCAAUGCUAAAGAGUCUCAUCUUGCAACAGUUAAGCGUGUUAUAAAAUACAUUAACGGAACCAUGGGUUAUGGUAUUUGGUUGUCUAACGAUACUAAUUCAAACUUAGCUGGUUUUUCUGAUGCUGACUGGGUUGGGUGCGCUGAUGACCGUAAAAGUACUUCGGGGGGAUGUUCUUACAUUGGAAAUAAUCUUGUAGCGUGGUUUAGUAAGAAACAGAAUUCUAUUUCCUUAUCUACUGCCGAAGUGGAGUACAUCGCAGCAGGUAGUGCGUGUACAGCAUCUCUGGAUAACAAAUGCUGCAUGAGUACCGGUUACCUCAAGAAUGCAAUACUGUUUACUGUGACAACGCGUACAAGUGCUAUUAACAUCCCGAAAAAUCCUGUGCAACACUCUCGCACAAAAGCACAUUGA
Molecule: messenger RNA, 1038 nt
Organism: Rhododendron vialii
Lineage: Eukaryota; Viridiplantae; Streptophyta; Magnoliopsida; Ericales; Ericaceae
Exons: 1
Coding region: 1-1038 (345 amino acids)
Source: RefSeq, a predicted model, not a curated record